AUGGUGUCAUUUCUGCUCAGCACACCACAUCAGUACACUCCCUCUCCAUCACUGGGCAGCAGCACCGCCACAGUGAAGGAGACUGAGACCGACUGGGUCACCUUCAGAUUUCCCUCCAUCCCACUAAGUGCUUCGUCGGAGGUGAGACUGAGACGAGAGUACCUGUACAGGAAGGCACAGGAGGACAGGCUCCGAACAAUCGAGGAGAAGAAACAGAAGCUGAAGGGCGCGAGAAGGUGGGACGAAAAAUCAUGUUUCAUCCUGCUGCAUUUUGAAAAUCGUCUCCUUCCAACUGAGGUCCGUAAAGAUGCCCUGCAGCUGCAGAAGCUACUGAGUAUGAUCGAUGAAGGGGCCGAAGGUGUCAGCUCCCACAUGGAUGAUGAGUAUAAAUGGGCCGGAGUUGAAGAUCCUAAAGUCAUGGUCACCACAUCCAGAGACCCCAGCUCCAGACUCAAAUGUUUUCAAGAAGAGGAAACCAAGAUCAACUCGCUGGUGAGAGCCUGCAAAGCCAACAACGUAACAGACCUCGUCAUCGUGCAUGAGACCAGAGGACAGCCAGAUGGCCUGGUGGUGUGCCACUUGCCGUUUGGACCCACAGCUUACUUCACACUGUACAACGUGGUGAUGAGGCACGACGUUCCAGACAUAGGCACCAUGUCGGAGGCCUACCCCCACUCAUCUUUAACAACUUCUCCUCUCGACGGCACUAGGAGGACAGUAGGGCGUGUCAUCACAUUUGCCAACCAGGAGGACUUCAUCUCAUUCAGGCAUCACACCUACAAGAAAACAGACCACAGGAACAUCGAGCUGACAGAAGUUGGACCCAGGUUUGAGAUGAAAU
Molecule: messenger RNA, 841 nt
Organism: Anoplopoma fimbria (sablefish)
Lineage: Eukaryota; Metazoa; Chordata; Actinopteri; Perciformes; Anoplopomatidae
Product: U3 small nucleolar ribonucleoprotein protein IMP4-like
Exons: 8
Biological process (GO): rRNA processing
Cellular component (GO): small-subunit processome; Mpp10 complex; nucleolus
Molecular function (GO): snoRNA binding; rRNA primary transcript binding
Source: RefSeq, a predicted model, not a curated record